AUGGCGCCCCUCGAUCUGGGAUUUGCAGAGUGCGCAGUGGGCGACACAGGACAUGGAGCCGAUCGCGGAGCGGAAAAAGGAAAUGGGUCUCUUUUCGAAGCAGCCUCUAUWGCAUCAAGCUUCGAUACGGCCUCUUCGAACAACAGCGACAUCUUCUCGACAAGCACGACCAUCUCCUCCAGCAGCAGCACCGCCUCCUUCGCCACCUCGAACAUGGCGGCAGACGACAAGGAGCGGCCUUGGUGGAAAGGCCAGGUCUGCUACCAGGUGUGGCCCAUGUCCUUUAAAGACAGCAAUGGCGAUGGCAUCGGCGAUAUUCCAGGCAUAAUUUCCAAACUAGACUACCUGAAAGAUCUCGGCAUUGAUGUCAUCUGGCUCUCUCCGACGUAUAAAUCACCAAUGAACGACUGGGGCUACGAUAUUUCUGACUACCAGGACAUCGAGCAGCGUUUCGGCACACUCCAGGACAUGGAGCAGCUGAUCAGCGAAGUCCACAAAAAAGGUAUGCGUAUCCUCCUAGAUCUCGUCAUUACACACACCUCCACCCAGCACAAGUGGUUUGAACAAAGCGUGAAUAAAGGAGACACGAAAGACUGGUAUAUAUGGGGAGAUAAACGCCCAGGUAACAAGAUUGGAGAUGAAUUGGUAGAAGAGCCGACGAACUGGCGCGCGGCGUUUGGAGGGAGUGCGUGGACGUGGGUCCCCGCAAGGGGACAAUACUAUCUGCACCUGUUUCUCGAGUCACAACCCGAUCUCAAUUGGGAAAACCCGGAGCUGAGGGAAGCAGUAUACGACUCGGCCGUCAAGUUCUGGCUCGAUCGCGGAGUGGACGGAUUCCGUGUGGACACUGCGAACCGGUAUUGCAAGGACACAACAUUCCCGGAUGCCGAGAUUGCCGUUGAUGGAAAGUGGCAACCGGGAAGCAAAUACUACAUCAAUGGGCCGAAGGUGCACGACUGGCUCAAGGAAUUGAGCGCAAAGAUCGCUCGGGACGCGCCCGAGAAGGACCUGGUGCUCGUUGGAGAGCUGCCAUUGACGCCAUAUGACGAACUUCUUCGAUACGUCAAGCCUGCCGAAAACGAGCUGUCCAUGGUCUUUGACUUUGAUGUGAUCAAACUAGGAAACAACGACACUCCCGAUGAGUUCGCGAAACAUGAGGUGUCGAACUACACAGAUGGUGACGACAGCUACACCCUUCCCUCAUUCAAAACAGCAAUACAAAAGGUCCAGCAACUAAUCACAGACACUGAUGCCUGGGGCACCAUCUUUCAGGAGAAUCACGACCAGCCUCGAAGCAUCAGCAGGUAUGCAACCGGUGACCCACAGUACUGGCGUCAGGCUGGGAAGCUCCUCGCGCUACUGCAGACCACGCUGUCAGGCACAGAAUUCAUCUACCAAGGACAGGAGAUUGGCAUGCUAAACAUGCCAGCAACCUGGGACUUUUCUGAGUUCCGUGAUCCUGAUGCCCUGAUUUACAUUGAAGAUUACGUCAAGGCCCACCCCAAUGAUCCCAACGCCCGCGAGAAAGCCAUCUCUGGGGUGUUCAAGGUCGGAAGGGACAACUCCCGCACUCCCAUGCAAUGGAGCAACGAGCCUAAUGGUGGAUUCACGGGCAGCGACCUGCCAUGGAUGAACGUCAAUCCGAACUAUACUUGGCUCAAUGUGGAGGCCCAGAAGAUCGAUACCGACAGUAUCUGGCAUUUCUGGAAGGCUCGGAUCGAGAUGAGGAAGGAAUAUCGAGAGUUGUUCAUGUUUGGGGCCUUCGAACUGCACGAUUACGAAAAUUCGCACACUUUUACGUACUCGAAGACGGCUGCAGAUGGUCAGACAGCUCUGGUAGUACUUAACUUUUCGAGGGAGGAAGUCCCGCUGAAUGCGACACAGAAGGCGCUACUUGGAGAUGGAUACAGGCUGCUGGCCAGCAAUUACGGCGAGACCAAGGGAUCUCUGCAGGCCUGGGAGGGGAGGGCCUACCUGUUGACAUAG
Molecule: messenger RNA, 1986 nt
Organism: Ramularia collo-cygni
Lineage: Eukaryota; Fungi; Ascomycota; Dothideomycetes; Mycosphaerellales; Mycosphaerellaceae
Product: related to alpha-amylase
Exons: 6
Coding region: 1-1986 (661 amino acids)
Biological process (GO): oligosaccharide catabolic process
Molecular function (GO): alpha-amylase activity
Source: RefSeq, a predicted model, not a curated record